Messenger RNA from Pipistrellus kuhlii (Kuhl's pipistrelle), 3093 nucleotides. RefSeq lists its product as uncharacterized. The transcript is spliced from 16 exons. Gene Ontology annotation, cellular component: cytoplasm. Bases 266 to 2791 code for a protein of 841 amino acids. Gene Ontology annotation, biological process: N-acylphosphatidylethanolamine metabolic process. Gene Ontology annotation, molecular function: glycerophospholipid phospholipase A1 activity; A2-type glycerophospholipase activity. The record is from RefSeq and is a predicted model, not a curated record. Lineage: Eukaryota; Metazoa; Chordata; Mammalia; Chiroptera; Vespertilionidae.
UUUGCGUUUUUCACUUUAAAAAAUUUCUGUAUUUUAUUAGUAGCAUAAGGUAAUACAUGCUACAUCUAAAUGUGGAAGAGAUGGACCCUCCUCUUACUGAGUCAUACCUUGCAGGUCACCUGGACACACGGCUCACAGAGGACGUGUCACAUGGCUUUGUGUACAGGUGUUUGUGUUCCUGGGCAGGGUCAGACGGGAAACGAAACUCUUGACCACAGAAGGCUGGCCCUGAGGCAGCAGCACGCAGACUCUCCUGCACGGAAGGAUGGCUCUGUCACAGGCCAAACCGCAACCUGGAGACCUGAUUGAGAUCUUCCGCCUUGGCUACCAGCACUGGGCCCUCUACGUGGGGAACGGCUACGUGGUGCACCUGGCCCCCCCAAGGGAGAACUCAGGGGUUGGCGCCUCCACCGGCUUAGGGGUGGUGAAAAGGGAGCUCCUCAAGGAAGUGGUGGAAAACUGCUCCUAUGAAGUCAACAACCACUUGGACCACCUGUACAAACCUCGGUCCACAAAGCAGAUGCUCACUGUUGCGGAGGAGAUGGUUGGUAAGAAGAUUGAGUACAGUGUUCUGAGCGGCAAUUGUGAUCACUUUGUCACCGAUCUGAGAUAUGGCAAGGCCAUCAGCCGGCAGCUCCGUGAAGAGCCCAAGCCUGGAGACCUGAUUGAGAUUUCCCGCAUCGGCUCCUCCCAUUGGGCCCUCUAUGAGGGCGAUGGUUAUGUGAUCUACCUGGCUCCGCCAGGGGAGAACUCUGAGUCUGGCGCCCCCACCGGUUUAGGGGUGGUCAAAAGGGAGCUCCUCGUGGACGUGGUGGGACAAUGCUUCUAUAAGGUUCACAACCACUUGGACCACCUGUACAAACCUCGGCCCAUAAAGGAGAUGCUCAGAUAUGCGAAGGAGGUGGUUGGUAAGAAGAUGGAGUACAGUGUUCUGAGCAGGAACUAUGAGCAUUUGGUCACUGAACUGAGAUAUGGCAAUGCCCCCAGGCAACAGCUCCGUGAAGAGCCCAAGCCUGGAGACCUGAUUGAGAUUUCCCGCAUCGGCUCCUCGCACUGGGCGCUCUAUGUGGGAGAUGGUUAUGUGAUCCACCUGGCUCCCCCAGGGGAGAUGUCUGAGGGUGGUGCCCCCACCGGCUUAGGGGUGGUGAAAAGGGAGCUCCUCAAGGAAGUGGUGGAAAACUGCUCCUAUGAAGUCAACAACCACUUGGACCACCUGUACAAACCUCGGCCCAUAAUGGAGAUGCUCACUGCUGCGGAAGAGAUGGUUGGUAUGGAGAUGGAGUACAGUGUUCUGAGCAGGAGCUCUGAGCACUUUGUCACCGAUCUGAGAUAUGGCAAGGCCAGUGGUCGGCAGUUUCGUGAAGAGCCCAAGCCUGGAGACCUGAUUGAGAUUUCCCGCAUCGGCUCCUCCCAUUGGGCCCUCUAUGAGGGCGAUGGUUAUGUGAUCCACCUGGCUCCCCCAGGGGAGAAGUCUGGGGCUGGUACCCCAACCAGCUUAGAGGUGGUGAAAAGGCAGCUCCUUGAGGCAGUGGUGGAAAACAGCUCCUAUAAGGUGAACAACCACUUGGACCACCUGUACAAACCUCGUCCCAUAAAGAAGAUACUCAAGUCUGGGAAGGAGAUGGUUGGUAAGGAGAUGGAGGACAAUGAUCUGAGGAGAAACAGUGAGCACUUCGUCUUCGAUCUGAGAUAUGGCAAGGCCCGAAGCCGGCAGUUUCGUGAAGAGCCCAAGCCUGGAGACCUGAUUGAGAUUUCCCGCAUCGGCUCCUCCCAUUGGGUCCUCUAUGAGGGCGAUGGUUAUGUGAUCCACCUGGCUCCCCCAGAGGAGAACUCGGAGGCAGGCUCCCCCACCGGCUUAGGGGUGGUGAAAAGGGAGCUCCUUGUGGACGUGGCGGAAAACUGCUCCUAUAAGGUCAACAACUACUUGGACCACGUGUACACACCAUGGCCCAUGAAGAAGAUCAUUGAACUUGGGAACUGGUUGGUUGGUAGGAAGACAGAAUACCCUGUUCUGAGCAGGAACUGUGAGCACUUCGUCACGGAUCUGAGAUAUAGCAACUUCCCCAGCCAACAGCGUGAGGAAGAGCCCAGGCCCGGAGACAUGAUUGAGAUCUCUCACCAGUUCUACUGUACCUGGGCACUCUAUGUGGGCGAGGGUGAUGUGAUCCAUCUGGCUCCUCCAGGGCAGUCACGCAGUACUGGCUUCUCCAAAUUGCCUAUGUUUCUGAGAGGCCGGGCUGAGGUCAAAAAAGAGCCUCUGCAGAUGGCAGCUUCCGGCUCUCCCUACAAGGUCAACAACCACUUGGACCAUAAGUACAGGCCCCGGCCUGUGGAUGAGAUCAUCACUUCCGCCAAGAAGAUGAUUGGUGACCAGAAGACUUACAUAGUUCUUCUUAAAAACAGCGAGCGUUUUGUUGCUGACCUGAGAUAUGGCUUGUCCCGCCGGGAGUUGUCAAGUGAUGACCCAAUGCCUGGAGACCUGCUUGAAAUCAGUCAAGGUGUCCAUAAGCACUGGGCAAUCUAUGUGGGAGCCGGCUAUGUGAUCCAUGCGGCAACUAAAGGUGUGUCCUGCGGGCCGAGCUGUUCCAGCAAUGUACGUGACUAUGUGGUGAAAUGGGAACCUCUGAGAGCAGUGGCAGAGGGCAACAAGGUCAAGGUCAACAACUACUUGGAUAACAAGGUCAGACCCCGGCCUGGGCAUGACAUUGUCAGUUUGGCGCGGAAGAAAGUUGGGGAAACCUGGAAUGACAACCUUUGUUUCCCAACUGUGAGCACUUUGUCGCAAAACUGAGAACUGGCCGCCCUGCAGCCAACAGGGUGGCGUGUGAGUCAGCUGGUGCUUCUGAGGCUGUGCCACAAUCCUGGCUGCUUCCCAGUGCUCCCCAGAAGCAAUGAGUACAUGAAGAAGCCACUAAAGUCUCCAGUUAGAGGCUGCGUCAAGCACCAGCUGUCCCCCUGUGCCUGGUUCUCUCUCGCCCUGGCAUCUUGAGGAGCCACUUCUAACAAGACCACAGCUUCUUGAGGAAGGAAAUGAAUGAGUCCAGUGACCCCUUCAUCAAAUAUUUCCACUGUUUUCCUGCAAACCCAAGCAUC